AUGAUAAUAACUGGUACUAUCUGGAACUACAAUACCGCUGGCCAAUACUACUCUCCAGGUUCGACUUAUAUGUACGAUGUUCCAGUGCCGCUUGACGCUGAGAUUGACUUUAUGGUUUAUGAUAGAGUGAGCAAAGUUCUCUAUUUAUCAUAUGGUGGAUUAAUCUAUUUAAAUUAUGUAGGACCUGCCUCUACCUUACUCUAUCUUAGCCAUUCGAAAACCGCUUCGAUGACAGCUUUUGCCUAUAACUACAUGGUCUAUACUUGUACUACCGACAGUAAUGGUGCGUAUCUCGAAAGAUUCAAUGUGACAACCGGUCAACAGAACGUAUUUCCACUCACCAGUGACGUCGGCAGAUGCAUUAACAUGAACUAUGACAUCGAUUACCGACAAAUAUUCAUUUCCGUUGUUGAUAAACAAGGAAAUCUUGGUGUUGUAACAAUAUCUGACACUGGAUUGAAACCAACAUUUGUGAGUAUUCAACCUGUAGAGCCAGUUAGUCAAAAUCUAAAUUCCUAUUCCUAUGCUGUUGGCGUCGAUAAAGAUCUCAAGGUUGUCAGUGUUCUGUCAUCCUCUUCAAGGAUGUACACAAUGAAAUAUACAAGUCUAUGUGAAAAUCAAUGCUCAGGUCACGGUCAAUGUAUCUCUGGUGGAUGCGUUUGCAAUUCCGGUUGGCUCGCUGACGACUGUUCUGUUCCCAAACCAUAUAUCGUUGGAGGUACACCAUCAAUCCCUUAUGUGGGUGUUUCUAAUAUUACCAUAACCGGAAAUAACUUUGUCAACACAGCAAACUACCAAAUUACAGUUUGUGGAAUCAAUUGUACCGAUAUGAAGUUCAACUCUGUCAAUUCGAUUGGUUGUUCUUUAGCUCUCGAUGGAAAACAGACAGUUACACCACUUCAAACUUGUCAGGCUCAAGUGACAUUCAAUGGAUAUAGUUCCGAUCAAUUUAAUCUGCUCACUUUCAUCAAACCAUCUUUCGGACCAACCUACACACAGAUAAACAACAUCAUCUCAUUCAAUGCCUCCGACAUGGUUCCAUCACAAUACUUAUCAAUCACAUGGAAUACUCAACCAAUUUCAUUCAACUCAACUGCCAAAUCACUAAACUUUACAGUACCAGCAGGUUCAACUGAGACCAAUUUACAAGUUCUUGUUUCUAGUUCAAGUGUAUUUAGUACAAAUGUAAUCCUUGUUCCAUAUUUAACCUCAGUUGGUCAAGAAUCGAUUGAUACAUACGCCGGUGUAUAUUUUGUUAUCAAAGGUGAUUUCUUCACGUCAAACAACGAACAAUAUUUAACAACUAUCUUUGGUGAUAUUUCAGUAGCGUGUCAAGUUAUCUCGGGAAAUUUAUGCCAACUCUCAACACCUCAAGGUAUUCUCACAGAUAGAAGAAUUCGUAUGUUCAGUCAACUUCGUGGUGUCUAUUCCAAUACUCUUACUUUCCAGUAUAACAGCCCUACUAUCACUUCCUACACACAAGACGAUAAUAAUGCAAUUGUAAUUACAAUUUCAGGAACUAACUUUGGAUCUUCAGCUUUUCUUCUUAAGAUGACUGACCUCGGAAAUGUCAAUGUAGAUACAAUCUUUACUUCGGUUAGCGAUAGCGAAAUAGUUGCUCAACUUCCAACAACAAUAUUAAACAACAAUUAUACUAUUCUCGUUGAUUCCAAACAAGCUGAUGUAUCAUUAAAUCUUAAUCUUAAAUCGAAUAUCACAUCAGUAUCAGUUAUACCAGUGACUGGAGGAAAUAUUACAGUUGUUGGAACCUUCCUUAUUUCCACUCCAAUCUAUCUUAAUGGAGAACAAUUAGAAUGUGAAUCUGAAAGUAAAGAGAAUUUCCCAGCAACUCUUAUUUGUAUUGUAUCAUCUGGUGCAGGAUCUUUUGUUGUCUAUAAUCCAACAUCAAACAAAUACUCAUCUGGAUAUCUAGCACCAACAAUCACAGAUAUCAAUCCAAAGCUAUACUUUAAAAAUCAACCAGUUAAUUUCACAAUCACUGGUGACAAUUUUAUUAAUAUCGACCUUGUUUUGAAAAUCAAUAAUGAAGAAUGUGCUGUGACACAAAUCAACACCAACAAUUUAAUAUGCACCAUCACACCAUCGGGAGAAGCCGACUCCAAAAACAAUCUUGUUUCAGUUUAUGUUUCAGUUUCAGAUCAAGAAACAUUCAACAACGACACACUAUUUUACUAUACAAGACCUUGUUUGAAUGAUUGUUCAUCUCAUGGUCAAUGUAACUAUACUAAUGCCAUUUGUAAAUGUGAUAAAGGAUAUACAGGUCUUGAUUGUUCUGAACCGACUCUCAACACUACCACUGACACAAGCACAAGUACCUCAUCUACAACUUCAACUACUGGUACAAGCACCACAACCACCUCAUCUACAACUUCAACCCCUGGCACAAGCACUACUGGUGAUCUAUCGUCAUCAAACAACCUAUCAAUUAGCAUUAUUUUAUCGAUAUUUUCACUCGGUGUCAUGUUAAUCUAA
Heterostelium album PN500 is the source of this 2493-nucleotide messenger RNA. RefSeq lists its product as uncharacterized. Bases 1 to 2493 code for a protein of 830 amino acids. The record is from RefSeq and is a predicted model, not a curated record. The transcript has a single exon. Lineage: Eukaryota; Evosea; Eumycetozoa; Acytosteliales; Acytosteliaceae.